AUGAUCGGUUCGAUAAUUUUUCUUUUUCUUUCUUUCUCCAUAUGCAAUAAUUUACCUCAAUGUGCGUCCUGGCAAAAUAACUCAAUCAAAAUGGAUUUUUUUUAUCAAAGUCUUUCCCAUUCGCAAUUCAAUUUCGAUUGUGACGAAAAUUCCAAUGAAGUCGCAAGAAAACAGAUUUUCAUCCGACGAUGUUUUAUUAUUUUAAUCGUUAGUUUACUUUUAAUUAUUUUACAUUCGAAAUCGAUGUGA
Adineta ricciae is the source of this 249-nucleotide messenger RNA. Lineage: Eukaryota; Metazoa; Rotifera; Eurotatoria; Adinetida; Adinetidae. The record is from the annotation of a GenBank genome assembly.